Messenger RNA from Ooceraea biroi (clonal raider ant), 8805 nucleotides. It is a transcript of the gene shg, whose product is annotated as DE-cadherin. Gene Ontology annotation, molecular function: beta-catenin binding; cadherin binding; calcium ion binding. NCBI's taxonomy places the organism in Eukaryota, Metazoa, Arthropoda, Insecta, Hymenoptera, Formicidae. Gene Ontology annotation, biological process: homophilic cell-cell adhesion; multicellular organism development; cell migration. Gene Ontology annotation, cellular component: plasma membrane; catenin complex. The record is from RefSeq and is a predicted model, not a curated record.
GGCGCGUUCGCACGGUGUCGGUCUUCCGCUGUCGUGAUCGUUCGCGGCAGCGUACGCCGCGGCGUCGGCGCAUCGAGAGCCGGAGUUACGCGCGCGCGAGUGUACGGUGCGUCCGAUUUCGCGCGGAUCCAACGGAGGAACGAGAAACACGACGAGAGGCAUGUGCGCGAAUGGUGUAUGGUGACCGUUGAAACUGAGCGCGCGGACCGAGGGAGCUUGGACGGUGCGAGCGCGUCGAGUGCGGGACAAAGGAGAGGGCAUCACCGACCCGCGGGACGAGAACCACCGAAGGACGAGGGGGUGGAGGGGGACGGGGAAAAACCGUCGACGAUGAUGGGAGGACGCGUGGCGAGGCCCGGGGCGGGGCCCCGGCCUCUCGUCGCGCCGAUCGCUGCCUUCGUCGCUUGCGUGCUGCUCUGCGGAACUCUUGCGACUGCAACGAGAUUGAGGCACUCGAGACACCUGGACGCGAGAUCACAGUUCCUGGGCGAGGAGGAAUUACCGCUCGAUGAAAAUCACAACCACAAGCCGGUGUUCUCCAAUUGCUCGAAUUACGCGCCCGUGGUGAAGGAGGAGGAGUCCCCUGGCACGGUGGUGAUUCAGGUGCACGCCGAAGACAGAGAUCCACCGGAGGAAGGAGGUACUAUCACGUACAGUUUCGUGACUUUUCCCGAUGAGAAGCUAAAAUUCGAGAUCAACAAUAAGACGGGUCUCAUCAGGACGACUCAGAUGCUCGACAGGGAUGAGCCCGCCAGGGAGAAAGAGGCCUAUCUUACGGUGUUGGCAACUGACAAUGGCAAGCCACAGUUGGAUGACGUGUGCACAUUUAAGGUCACCAUCGAAGACGUCAACGACAAUGAGCCCGUCUUCGACAAAGUGGUCUUCCGUGGAUACGUGUGGAAGGCAUAUACGGAAUCUGUGCCGCAAGAUUUACCGGUUGGCCGUGAGGUCAUGAGGGUUUCCGCCACCGAUAUCGACGACGGUAACAAUUCCGUCGUACGAUAUAGCCUGUCACCUAAGAAGUUCGAUGAUGCUGUGUACUUUCGGAUCGACCGCGAAACCGGUGUCAUAUUUCUCAGCAAAGUUAUAGACCGCAAUCCGGAUUAUAAAUUCAGCAUGACUGCCACUGCCGAGGAUCUUGGCGAACACCCAAAGUCCAGCGUCAUUGAUCUUGACAUACGAGUUGUGGAAUCACACAAGAAGGCGCCUGCUUUUCUACCGAGACCAGCGGAGCCAAUUAAACUUCAGGAGAAUUUUAGCGACUUUGAUGGCAGUAUUGUCCGUUUAAAAGCAGUUUCCAAUAUCGAAAACUCCAGCAAUUCGGACAAUUCGUAUCUACUCUUCGAGCUCGUUACUGGCAGAACGGAGCAGACCAACAAGAAGAACACUUUUAGAUUAGAAUCCAAUAAGGACGUAGCAGAUAUCAAGCUCUCGCAACACCUUAAUUACGAGAGUAACACGCAAUAUUCGUUAAUAGUACGAGUACAAAAUAAGUAUCAGUUGGCCGCCGAAACGGUGGUCGAUAUCGAAGUUCUCGACGUAAAUGACAACAUUCCAGUCUUUCGCGAUAUCAAGAAAGGAAGCGUACUAGAAAACGAACCACGAGGUGUUCCCGUGAUGCAGGUGCGGGCCAUCGAUGCCGAUGGAACUUCCGCUAACAAUCAGGUGAGUUACGCGUUGGACAACUUCAAGGACCUCUUCGCCAUCGACCCUCAAACUGGCAAUAUCACGACAUUAGUAACGUUCGAUAGAGAGGUCGAAGACACGUACAACGUUAAAGUAAUAGCAAUGGACAAUUCGCCGAGCGCUUUGUUCAAAACUGGCGAGCACAAUAAGGGGCAACAGGUGUUUCGAAUAGAGAUCGCAGACAAGAACGACAAUCCGCCUCGCUUCACCCAAAAAGUCUACACCCAUAAUUCGAUUUACGAAAACGCGAACAUCAACGCGCCCGUGACUGAAGUCAAGGCCGUUGAUUCCGAUACAGCGAGUCCUGUCACGUACAGCAUCAUAUCAGGAAAUACCGAUGAUAGUUUUUACAUUGAAGGCACGACGGGGAAGAUUCGCGUGAACAAGCCGCUGGAUUACGAAAAGAUCACCAAGUAUAAUUUGACUGUAAGAGCUUUCGACGGUGUAUUUAAUGACACGGCGCAAGUAGAGAUUUUUAUCGAAAACGUCAACGACAAUCCGCCCGUGUUCGAAGAUUUUAAUAAAAAUCCGACGAUAGAGGAAGAAAAACUGGUGGACGGAUGUAUCACCACUGUGGUGGCUUACGACCCAGAUAUCGAAGACAGAAGUGCCGAUCAACAUAUCACCUAUUUUAUCGUGAAAGAAGAUGCAACCUUGAUAGGAAUCGACAAAUCUGGUUGUAUGAGAUUGAAAAAGCCAUUGGACCGGGAUCCACCGAACGGUUAUUCAAUGUGGACCGUCAUCGUGAUGGCGAGAGACGAGGACGGCUCGUCUACGGCCCUGCGGGAGCUGGUGAUGGUUAAUAUCACUCUCAUAGACAUAAACGACAACGCACCCUUUCUCGAUAUGCCAUAUCCUGUCAUCUGGGGCGAAAAUAAACCGCACGGCAAGAUAACCGAGCUCAAGGCACGGGAUUACGACUCUGACGAGAACGGGCCGCCGUUCGAAUUCCGGAUAGACGAUACCGCGGACGACGAGAUCAGGUCCAAGUUCGAUAUUCGCGAGACCAAUCUGUAUGCGCGGGUAGUGUUCGACCGCGAGGAGCGAAAGAGCUACGACAUACCGAUUGCAAUCACGGACAGCGGUGUGCCGCCUAUGACGGGCACCUCGACGCUCACUGUGAUCAUAGGCGACGAGAACGACAACGCCAUGCAGGAGGGCUCGAGUUCUAUAUUCGUUUACAAUUACAGAGGAGAGGCCCCUGACACGGAGAUCGGACGCGUUUACGUCAACGAUCCGGACGAUUGGGAUUUACCGGAUAAAUCGUUCGACUGGGCUUCCCCUCACGACGGAUUCCGUCUGAACAAGAGCACCGGCAUGAUCACGUUGCUGUCGGGCACGUCAAACGACACUUUUGUGUUGAAAUUCGUCGUCUCUGAGAAAGGCCUUUACGUUAAGCCACAUCGAGUACACGCGUACGUGAACGUCACCGUUAAGGAACUUCCGGAAGAAGCUGUGGACAGAUCCGGCUCUGUACGAUUCUACGGAAUCACGGCGGAACAGUUUGUAGAGCCGGACGAAUCUGGCGUCAGCAAGAAGGAGAUAUUCCAGGAGAAGCUGGCAUCUAUGCUGAACACGUCCAUCGAGAAUGUCGACGUGUUCACGGUGCUGCAUUCACCGCAUUACAACAAUAAGAGCUUACUGGACGUCCGUUUCUCGGCGCAUGGCAGUCCCUAUUACGCCCCGGAGAAGCUAAACACCAUCAUAGCGCAACAUUCGAAAGAGAUCGAGCGGGAGAUGAAGGCGGACAUUUUAUUAGUGAAUAUCGACGAGUGCUUGUUCGAGCAGGUACAUUGCAACAGCUCGUGCCGCAGUUUCCUGAACGCCAGCACCGUGCCGUACGCCGUGUACACAAACACCAGCUCGUUCGUCGGCGUUAGAGCGGUCGUGGAUCCGCAAUGCACGUGUCACGUGGCAGAACCCAUCACCACCUGCUUGAACGGCGGGACUCCUCUCGCACAACGAUGCGAGUGUCCACCUGGUUUAGAAGGUCCGAGAUGCGAACUAUUGGGCAUUGGCUUCCACGGGGACGGAUGGGCCGUCAUGCCGUCGCUUGGUCAAGCCUGCGACGAUUCGCAUCUAGGAUUGGAGUUAACGCCGCACGUGGACAACGCUCUUGUGUUCUACUUCGGCCCUAUGACUUACAGUCCCAAACUUGGGGUUCAAGAUUUUAUGGCGCUAGAAUUGCAGAACGGCUACGCCGUGCUGUACGUCGACUACGGGACAGGAACCGUAAGGCUAGAUCACAGGCAAAUUAAGUUGACGGACGGCAAGAGUCACAGAGUAGACGUUCUAUGGACAAAAACUACGAUAGAGUUGAAGGUGGACAAUUGCGGCAUAUCUGCUUGCUUAAGUCUCACCGCGCCGCAAGGAACCAAUGAAUUUUUAAAUGUCAAUAGCCCGAUGCAGGUCGGUGGGACGGUGACGAAUUUAGGGUAUUUGGCAUCGAACUUCGAGUGGAAUCACAAACCAACCGACAAGGGAUUCGUUGGCUGUAUACGAAAUAUGACAAUUAAUGGAAAUACGUACAACUUGGGUAUGCCGGCGUUGUACAAAAAUGUAGAUCCCGGCUGCAAUCACGGCAUGGCGAAGGCCGUCUCAUUCGGCAUCGAUACAAACUUUAUAGUGGCUAUACUGGUGUGCGUGUUGAUACUGCUGAUACUGCUUGUGGCAGUGGUCGUGCACAGAAGAAAGACAGACGACUUGUACAAGGAUAUGGAUGAUAUUAGGGAAAACAUAAUUAAUUAUGAGGAUGAAGGAGGCGGCGAGGUUGAUACGGGAUAUGAUCUGAACGUGCUGAGAGCUAUCUACGAUGCACCGCCUCUCGACUCUAAGAUAGCUCCUGUUGGCCUACAGGGUAGAGCGAAUGAUGAAGUGCCGGACAUCUGCGGUUUCCUGGAUGGUAAGAAAGAAAGCUGCGACAAGGAUCCAGACACAAAUCCAUUUGACGACGUAAGACAUUACGCUUACGAAGGGGAGGGCAAUUCGGAAGGCGAUCUGUCAUCGUUAGCUUCUUGUACCGACGAUGGAGAUCUCAAAUUCAAUUAUCUAUCUAACUUUGGACCAAGAUUCAGAAAAUUGGCGGAUAUGUAUGGGGAAGAUCCAAGCGACGAGGAGAGCGACGGAGUCGGUGAACGAGAGAGCGAAAGCUGGUGUUGAGUUUCUUAAACCGAAAAACUUUGUAGGCGCAAAAUUGUAAUGCAGUUUGCAGAUUCACCCUAAUUCGUAUUCAGCUGAUCCAUUAGACCAGAGAUACGAGUGUACACAUCCGUGCGUUCUCGCAGCUUCGAGCUUCCAGCGACGGGAAAGAAACGAGGCUCUACUGUACUUAAAAUCGACUUGUCUGGUCUCAUUCGUCAUUUGAUCUAGUGCAACGAGGGAGGUCGUGGAGAGCAUUACGCGGUCCUGCCGUUACGAUACGUGUAAUUGCAAGCGUGAUUUAUUAUAGUAGACGGAAUAAACUUCGCAGUGAUCGUGAGUGACCGUACGGACGCUACAUAAAUUUCGCACACCUCGCGAGAGUGAUGCGUGUCUCAUAUACUGAUUCUUAAAUGAAUUUUUAUAUCGUGUCGGUGAAACUUAGCGUGUUAUGUUAUACUUUUACACUAGGAGUGAUAUAUGUGUGCAUAAGUGGGACGAGAGAGAAUAGUGCGUUCACUUGUACGUUGCGCGAGAGUAAUGGACGUUAAAAAAACUCUGGAUUAUCAUUCAGUGUUCUCGUUGCAUUUCGACGAGUAUGUUGGACAAUCGACAGUUCUAGACACACGCGAUAUCUUUUUUUUUUCUAUUCGAAUGAUUACUCACGUAUUAUUAUGAUGUACUACGAUAUGACAAACUAUAGUAUAAGCGAUCAUUUGUGGUUUAAGUUAAACUAAACUUCAUAUCCCGCGGCGUAAAUGUUGUAUUGCGUAAAGGCUUAACACUUCGUCGACCGUUCCGUUCAUGAUCGAAAUAAUUUAUUAUUACUGAUGGAUAGUGAUCAAUGUGUAACACAAAAUGACAUAUAGAGAAGAUCCUUCAGAUUUUGUUAAGGUUCUCAAAAUAAAAAUCAAAUUGCAAGCUGAAGCUAACACGCACCUCUUCUGCCUUUUUUUAUUUAAAUCCUUUUUUUGGCCCUCUAAAAUUAUUAGAGGCUUUUCUAGAUAGAAUCAUCUCUCGUGUAAAUAAAUUACGCACGGCUAAGGUAGUAUAUACGUAAGUCUUUCUUUUUUAUACGUGUCGCUAUACACAUACAUGCAUUAAUCAAGUUGGCGAAGUAUUAAGCAGAUUUUCAAAUUGUUUAUUCAUCGAGAUAGAGCGAAAGGGAAAGAGCUACUGCCUAUUUUGUUAAUAUCUUUUUUUAACAUUGCGUAAUAGCGACGAAAUGCUAUGUGACUGACUUUAGAACUCGCCGUCUAGGGAAACCUGAGUAAUGUCGUAAAAAAGCCACGUUGACUGCCACGUUCAAGAGAUGACCACCUUACCUAUGCAGACGCGUUCAUUAUCUCUUAAUGUUACAUGCAUUCCAGCAGCGAAAGGGAGGCUGCAGUCCAAUAAUAAGCCAGUUCAUAAAGCGUUAAUAAUAAUACACCGCAGUUUUGCAAUCAACGGUCUAUAACGAGAGUAUAAUUUUUAUCGAUCGCUGAUUUAUGUUCUUGAAUUUGGCAAUCACCACGUUAUGAGGUUUCCAGACUAUUUUUUAUACAUACAUUAUACAAAAAGAAUAUAUAUAUAUAUAUAUAAAGAUAUAUACAUAUAUCUUAUAUUAAAUAAGAAGGAAAGAUGAUAGAGCUAAUGCGCUAAGCGUUCAAUGGUGUAGCUGUAAGAGGAUACGAAAACGAUUCUUACGGAAGAUAAAAAGGAUAGUGCAAAUAAAAGAGGAAAUAGGUAGCUUUACUCUUUUAUUUAAUUUAUAUAGUAUUUUAAUAAUUAUAUUAUAUAUAUGGAUGAGAGUGAGAGAAAGGAAAUGUAAAUGAUUUUAUGACGCCGCGAGCGUAUGUAUGUCUAUGAAAAUCAUCUGUGUUAUCAGACACGUACGUAUUACAAUAUUACGUACGUAUUGUUAUUUCGAUACAUGUCAUCAUUUACAUACACACACACACGCGCAUACACACAGACACACACCCUUUAUACGUGUAUAUUUCUCAUGAUACCGAGAGAAAGAGAGAGAAUUAAUUGUUCUCGUCGAAAGUUUGUCCGUAACAUUGUUCCGUCAAUAGGACUUUAUCAUUGUAUAAGCAGAACCGAGUAUUCCAUAUACUAUGAUCGGAUAUAGAAGAGCGAGCGAUGAAUCGACGCAUGAAGAUCGAGUGCCAUAGCGCGCUUGAGAGAUUAAUCCUUUUCUUUAUUUUUCAUGCGGAUAUGUAAUUCUUACUGAUAAGAUCAUUCACGUGACAUUCGCAAAUAAUUCCGGAACGAUCGAUUCCGAUCGACCUCGUCGCGGAAGUGUUUGCUCCUAUUCUUCGUCGAGAAUCGGACAUUUCCAUAAAAUUAAACCCUUAUUUCUGUAUCUUCGUGUGGUUGACAAGUAUUUACGUAUGUAUACAUGGAUAUCCUUAUUUUUAAGCUUGUAGACGAGAGAAUUAUAAUGAUAUGUGUAUGUAUUGUCUGCAGGUGGUUACGUUGAGAGAGAGAGAGAGAGAGAUGUCUCGUAAAACAUCAUUAACUCUUCAAAAUUACUUUUUUUUAUUAUACUUUAUUCAAAGAACAAAAGAGCGAAUAUUUUAAUAUUCAUUGAGAUUCCAUUAAGAAAUUAAACAUCGCUUCGACGCAUGUAUUCUGUACUCAUACAGCAGAUUUUCGGUAAUUGUUUUUAAUAUUUUACAAAAUUCCGUGGAAAUAAUUGAGAGACGUUAAAUUACGUUCCUAUACAUAAAAUAUGCAAAAGUGAUUACUGUCAAUGAAUACUAAAGUAUUCAUAUAUACAUUAUCCAUAAAUGCAUAAAAGUACCAAAAACAACACCAACAUUUGCUUUUUGAAAAUCGGCUGUUGAAAGGAACUCAACGUACCGCGUAGUUUUAAUACAUAUCGUGAAAUUCAACGCAUAUAACGUGCAUCAUACGUAAAAAGAAUUACAACUUAGACGGAUGCAUGUGAUCUCAAGAGGAGAGGAUUUUCAGACAUUUUCUCUUAUGAAUGUUCACGAGCUACUUAGACGCUUGCCAUUGAAUUAUUGGAACAAUGAUUAGGACAGAAUAUGGAUAUAAUAAAUCCGUAAUGCAGUCCUAUUUAUAUAAAUUAAUGAGAUUUAUUACUCGUUGAAAUUUAUAUCUUUAUCCCCAUUAAGGCAAUAAGUGGCAAGCGUCGUAGAAAGAUGUUAUUUAGUAUAAAACUUGUAUAUGAUAAAGUUGGUAAAAUUUAAUGUAUAAUUACUGUAAUAGGUUUAACCUGUCGGUUGGGCGUACAACAAUCGCUCGACUCCCCUUUAUUAUUUUAUUAACGAGAUUAGCUCAUUACAUAUAUAGAAGCAUGAAAAGUUUAUUACUUCAUUUUUCAUGAAUUCAAGGUAUCGUUUCCAUUUUAUUCAUAUUUAAAAAAUCUUUAUUUCACACGAAAAAACCCCUCGAAAACAUUUGUCCAUAUUAAUUAACUUUCUAAUUACCAUUUCAUUUCAUACUACUGUAAAAGGCUUUAUCAUUCCAUAUGUAUAAUUGUCAUUUUUUCUAUUCUUAUUCACAAAAAUGAAAUAAAUCAAUAACGUCAUUUUUAUCGUGAUAGAUCAUAAAACAUAAAGAGUUCGUAAAUGCUGUUGAUAAAUGUUCACUCAACACUGCCUUUAAGUGAUAGAGGAAGAUUAUGGAUACACUUUGACGUGCGAGAUCUUGAUAAAUAAAUAUUCAUCGGGUUUUAACGCGUAUUUAUGUCUUAACUCUAACGCACUCUAAGGAAAAUCAUACUAUGAAAAAGAGCAAAUAAAUAGAUACGACGAUAUAACAGAGGCAUAAACGUAAUGCGCGCGCGUAUACACAGGCUUGUACAUUAUUUAGAAAUGUAAGAACUAUUGCGAACCAUUUAAUAUGUGAUAAUCGACGGCAACGCAUAUGAGCGCACCACUAUCCUUUAUCUUCGAUCCACCUUUAGCUCGAGAAAACUAUGUGUAAUUUCUUUUUUUGUAGUAAUAAAGUGAAAUUCGAAUAUAU